CUACCUAUUUUAAUCCAUCUUUAGCGAAGGCACUAUCGAGACGGCACUGCUAGUAUCAGCUCUGGGAAUUUAAAGGCUAUCAUCAAAACAUCGAAGGAAACAAAGAGGCAGAGAAUAAGUGUCUCCGUGCAAGGGCAACUGUCAAAUCCAUCGACAGCAUGCGCGUGGUGGUACUAAUUUCCCUUGUCGGAUUGGCACUGAGUGCGCCGGUGCUGGAAGAAAAUGAAGCCGAAGCGAAAACAAUCGUGAAAAGAUCUGAAGAGCAAAUUGGCUUUGGUAACCAACAAAACAACCCUCAAGUUAAAAAGAAGAGUGAUCCAUCCAUGCUUGAAGAUAAAGUUGGAUCCGUUGUUGCUGAGAGGCCACAAGAAAUAAUCCCAGUGGUCCAUGACGUCGACAGUCAGGAGCCAGUUUCAGAUAAUAACGAGGCCAAAGUAGAAGAAGAAUUGAAUGCUAUCAUAAAGGAGGGACAAAUGGCAGAGCAAGUGGCAGCCGAGGAGGCAGGGGAAAAUUUACCAGUCGCUGAGGGCGAACAAGAAUCGUCUGAUAAUUCUGAUUCCAACGUGGAACGCAAUAAUGAUGCUGAAGAUGAGGAAAACGAACAAGAGGUUGUUGUGCCCGAAGAGGCAGUACCCGCAAUGGCAGACACUGAGGAACCUCAACAGGAAGAUGUUGCUUUGAGUAACAAUAUUUCUCCGGAGGAAAAUGAGGCAAUCAAGGAACUAAUGCAGGAAAACAUGGUCAGUUCGCAACCAGAAGACGACGACACACCGGAACAAUUUGAGGAUGUUGUAGGUGCACCAGAAGAGGGCGCUGCACAGGAGAAUGAUGCCCAGCACUCACUGGAAAUGCUAGAUGAAAACCCCUUCGAAGCGUAUCGCAUGUUUAAGACCUACCAGAAUGCCUUGUCCAGCUAUCCUACAUAUUACCCGGACGCCUACAGAGGAUAUCUGAAUGGACGCAGGAGAAGGGAAUCCAGUACAUUGUUGUCACGCCUGCGGAACAGUGAAAUUAAGAGAAACCACCGCAUCAAACGUGAAUUGCCAUACGGCGACAGCAGUCUAUUUCCGUAUUUCUACCCAGAACGAGAAGAUGACCAAGAGGAUUCUCUAUAUAGAGUAAUCCCAGACCAGGAAAUACUCGACAACGACCCUUACACAUUGUUUCCUGAGGAAGCUUUGGACGAGGAAUUAGCAGCAGAAGAAGACUUGCCUUAUACAGAUGGGGACGAAGAAGAAUAUGGAACACCCAUUAUGUAUGGUGGAAAAAUGGGAUAUUUCACGCCAUCGAAGCGUCAGGACAUGCUUAGUUUUGUCCCUGGAAAUAAAAGGGAUACAUACUUUUAUCCCUUCUCUAAGGAGCCAGAAACACACUACAAGGCGUUCGUGCCAGAGAAGCGGAGUUACCUUGAGAGCUAUGAAGACCUUGUUCGACUGGCGAGAGCUUUGGCUAUGGAGCCGCAGGACAGAGAACAAUAUCAACAGGGAUAUGAAUGGGAGUAAGGCCAACACUAUUCUCACGUGGCCAAAUACGAGAGUUGGAUCCACGUGAUACCAAAACUACUGGACCUGUUGGCUUUGGGAGAAAAUAAAACAAGACUUUUGCUUCAGGCUUUGUCAAUGAUCUUCAUUUUUGUCCCUUUUUUCUAUUUCAAAACAUUCCGCUUGUUGGUUCUGUGAAAGAUCAAUUGAUUAGUUUUUGGUGACGCCCCGCCAAUAGCCUCUGCUAUCAUUAUUCCAGAAAUGAAUUUGGAUUCCUUUGUAAAUAACAGUUUGUUGUGAAUCAUGGUAAUGUAUAUCAAUAUAUGUUACAUAUAUUUUUGUGAAAAAAAAUCCAUAAUAUGUGCAUAGACACCUUGUUGAAAUUUAAUAAAUGUCUGUCUUUUCUAAAAUG
Messenger RNA from Pecten maximus, 1893 nucleotides. RefSeq lists its product as uncharacterized. NCBI's taxonomy places the organism in Eukaryota, Metazoa, Mollusca, Bivalvia, Pectinida, Pectinidae. The transcript has 5 exons. The record is from RefSeq and is a predicted model, not a curated record. Bases 159 to 1502 code for a protein of 447 amino acids.